This is a messenger RNA of Parnassius apollo (apollo), 840 nucleotides long. NCBI's taxonomy places the organism in Eukaryota, Metazoa, Arthropoda, Insecta, Lepidoptera, Papilionidae. The record is from the annotation of a GenBank genome assembly.
AUGAUUUUAAAUAAUACUGAGUCAUCAGAAGUUGAAAAUAUUUCUAAUAUGUUUGGUACACAUUUUUCAUCAGUGUUUGAGAAAGAUAUAAAUAAUAGUAAUAGUUAUGUCUGUAACCUGUCAGCUGGGAUUGAAAUGUCCGACACAAUUAACAUCAUCCAAUUUACUCAAGAGGAAGUAAAGAAAAAGCUGAAAAAUUUAGAUAUUUAUAAAAGUGUAGGGCCGGACGAUAUACAUCCGUUGCUUCUAAAGAACUGUGCUGAUAUUUUAGCUGUACCAAUUGCCACUUUAUUUAACCAUUCACUUCAUUCAGGCAAUUUUCCUGAUAAAUGGAAAGAAGCUAGGGUUAUACCGUUACAUAAAACUGGCAAAAAAGACUUAAUUACAAAUUAUCGACCAAUAUCCAUUUUAUCAGUAUUGUCUAAGCUAUUGGAGUCCUUGGUGCACACUGUUUUGUACAGGCAUCUACAGAAAUAUAUUACUGUGGAUCAACAUGGAUUUGUGGCUAAAAGAUCAACUAACACAAACUUAGUCCUAUUCACAUCGGAACUUAAAGAGGCGGUCGAUCAUAAUACUCAAGUAGAUGUUAUUUAUACCGACUUCUCAAAGGCCUUUGACAAAGUCAACUAUGCCAUACUUAUUAAAAAAUUAGAAGCCUUUGGAAUCUCCGGCAAACUGCUGCAGUGGUGUCGAUCUUACCUUAAUAGCCGCAUUUCAAGAGUGGCAGUUUUAGUUCUUGAUUAUCGUCUAUCACUUUAUCUUAAUGAAAAUGUUUUAGAAUUUAGCAGUGGUGCUGGCAAAAAAGAAAGAACAAGCAUGACUAGCAUUGCGAUUGUGUAA